Messenger RNA from Auxenochlorella protothecoides, 396 nucleotides. RefSeq lists its product as hypothetical. NCBI's taxonomy places the organism in Eukaryota, Viridiplantae, Chlorophyta, Trebouxiophyceae, Chlorellales, Chlorellaceae. The transcript is spliced from 2 exons. The record is from RefSeq and is a predicted model, not a curated record. The coding region runs from base 1 to 396 and encodes 131 amino acids.
AUGGGCGUCCUUCGUGUGUGCCUGCUCUUGCUCGCCGUGCAGAUUGUCGCCGGUCGCUCAGGCGGCUUCGUGGUGGACAGCCAUGACCGGUCGCUGCUGGCCGCCAAGAAGGACUGGCUCCACGAGUGGGACGAGAAGACCCUCGUGAAGGCUUGGGAUGGCUUCCACUCGACUGGUGGUUCGAAGAAGAACGGGGAUGGAUCUUCCGGUGGCAAGAUCAAGAAGGAGAAGUUCGACAUCGACGGAUGGUUCGGCUUCCUCAAGGGGCAGCAUCAGGCUGGUCCCGGCAAGUCUACCGGCGGCUCCAAGGGAUCCUCGAAGUCCUCAAAGCCAGAGAAGGAAUUCCCCGACUUCUUCAAGUUCUUGAAGACGAAGUGGGGCAAGGGCAAGAACUGA